AGACUGCUUCUACACAAACAUUUGUGAAAAAAUUGGUAAUUCUCAGGUUGCCACCUGUGCAAUAUGUCCAUCUGUAUAAUUCCCUUGCUACUAAAUAUUCCACAGAUAACUGGUAGUGGUAUUAUAACAAAGUGGAAGCAACUGAGAACAACAGAAACUCAGCCACGAAGUGGUAGGCCACGUAAAAUGACAGAGCGGGGUCAGCGCAUGCUGAAGCACGCAGUGUGCAGAAGUCGCCAACUGUCUGCAGAGUCAAUAGCUAAAAACCUCCAAACUUCUAUGGCCUUCAGAUUAGCACAACAACAGUGUGUAGAGAACUUCAUGGAAAGGGUUUGCAUGGUCGAGCAGCAGCAUCCAAGCCUUACAUCACCAAGUGCAAUGCAAAGCGUCAGAUGCAGUGGUGUAAAGUAUGCCACUACUGGACUCUAAAGCAGUGGAAUCAUGUUCUGUGGAGUGA
This is a messenger RNA of Staurois parvus, 457 nucleotides long. The record is from the annotation of a GenBank genome assembly. Lineage: Eukaryota; Metazoa; Chordata; Amphibia; Anura; Ranidae.